Molecule: messenger RNA, 354 nt
Organism: Recurvomyces mirabilis
Lineage: Eukaryota; Fungi; Ascomycota; Dothideomycetes; Mycosphaerellales; Teratosphaeriaceae
Gene: HNT1
Product: Adenosine 5'-monophosphoramidase
Exons: 2
Coding region: 1-354 (117 amino acids)
Biological process (GO): nucleotide metabolic process
Molecular function (GO): catalytic activity
Source: RefSeq, a predicted model, not a curated record
AUGAAAGUGUUCGAGUCGGACAAGACAUAUGCAUUUCUCGACAUCAACCCUCUCUCCUACGGCCACGCCCUGGUGAUCCCCAAAUACCAUGGCGCCAAACUCACCGAUGUCCCAGACGAACACCUCGAAGAGCUCCUCCCCGUCGCCUCCCGCAUAGCCAAGGCCACAGGGUCCGAGAACUUCAACAUCCUGCAGAACAAUGGCCGGAUAGCACAUCAAGUGGUUGAUCAUGUACAUGUACAUAUGAUUCCCAAGCCGAAUGAGGAGGAGGGGUUGGGUGUUGGAUGGCCGCAGCAGCAGGGAAACAAGGAGAAGUUGACCAAGUUGCAGGAGGAGAUUAAGAGUAAGAUAUGA